UUGGCACGAGUCGUCGAUUUGUUUUCAUUUCAUUACAUAAAGUAGAAAAUAAAUUUAAUCGGAAGUAAAUAAAUGGUAUCAUUUUUUAAUUACUUUGUUUCCCAAAAUCAUGCAAGAUGCGACAACCAAUUCUUCAGAAAUUAAAUCAACGUCGCACGAAGUAGUACUGUCUGAUGAUGAACGCAAAUAUCGAUUCCGAGCCGCUGCGUUUUUGGCAGGAGUAGCCGGUAUUUCGAUGAUUGCCGGUUUUGGUAAGACCAUAAUGUCCGCUAAAAAAUCGGAUCCUCAGUUCUUUGAAAAAGGUAUCCACGGUAGUAUUGCUAUGCGAGAAACCGGAGCUAGUCUUGCAUUGAGAGCGCUCGGUUGGGGAUCACUGUAUGCCGUCCUAGGGACUGGCACCAUCUGCUACGGAAUUUGGAAAAUGUCGGGUGCCACAAAUAUGCAAGAAUUUCGAGAAUCGGUAGGACGUGUAUUCCCAAAAGUACCGAAAAACGACCCUCCCAGAAGUAGAACUGAAUUCGACGGACUUACUGAUCUCAUGCAGUACUUAUCGACAUGGAAAAAAGAGGAGAAAUAAUAUGCUCAUUUAUUUUUUUAACAUUAGUUUUAUUUGGGCGCCAUCUUGUAAAUAUAUAGUCAAACAUUAACAAAAUUUAAAA
Malaya genurostris is the source of this 659-nucleotide messenger RNA. RefSeq names its product transmembrane protein 242. The transcript is spliced from 3 exons. The coding region runs from base 110 to 577 and encodes 155 amino acids. The record is from RefSeq and is a predicted model, not a curated record. Lineage: Eukaryota; Metazoa; Arthropoda; Insecta; Diptera; Culicidae.